AUGUCAAACUCGUCGGUGCUUCUGCCACCGUCGGGGCACGAGCAGUUUUUCGAAGUGAAUCAAUCGGUGCUUCUGCCACCGUCGGGGCAAAAGCUGGGUAUCGAAUCAAAUGCGUCGGUGUUUCUGCCACCGUCGAGGCACAAGCAAGUCAUCGAGCCGAAUUCGUCGGUGCUUCUGCCAUCGUCGGGGCACAAGCAGUAUACAAGAUCGAAUCUGCAGUCGUCAAUGCAGCAGCCACGCCUUGACCAACGUACCCAGUGGAAACAGUCGGUGAACCAACCAGUCGGAUACGAAAGUUUUAUGGGGAAACCAACAUUGCCUCCACCGAGAUUACCAACCGAUCCAAGUUUGUGUACGAUUCCAAUCGAGCAGCAGCCACCGAUGGAACAAACCCAGCAUUUCGUACCCAAUACAUGGUCAUCGGUCCCACAUCAGGGGACGGUCCAGAGUUCUCAACAGCAGCAGGGAACUAACCUGUAUCGCCAACCACAACAUCCAGAAUUUCUGAGGGAUAACAGACGUGAGCAGUCGACAGUUUUGAAUCAAGGGCAAAACACAAAACCCAUGUCAUGUGGUUAUCAACAUUCUGGUGGUUACCGACAUUCAGUGGAGUACUUGCUGCAGCCGGAGCAACAACAAUUCCCUGCGCCGAGCUCAUCGGGGCUUUUGCCACCGCCGGGGCAUCAGCAGUACCAAGUACCAACUUCGUCAGUGUUUGUGCCACCGCCGGGGCACCAGACGUUUCAGGUACCAACGUCAUCGGUGUUUUUGCCACCGUCGGGGCGUCAGCAGUAUCGCGUACCAAACUCGAUGGCGCCAGAGCUACCACCGGGGCCUGAGCAGCCGUUCGCGUCGGGGAUCCAGAACGAUCAGUCAGUGCCAGUGCAGCAGAAUGUUCCUAAUCCAGUUCGUCCACGAUGCGCAGCAGGACCUACAGCCGAACAACUAGCCGCUCGUCAAGUCAUACCACGAGAGCUACCCGUAUUCACUGGAGAUCCGCAGGAUUGGCCGCUGUUCUUCAGCUCCUUCCGGAAUUCUACUGAAGCGUGCGGAUACAAUGAUGCCGAGAAUUUGGCAAGACUUCAACGGUGCCUUCGCGGUCAUGCUUUGGAAAGUGUUCGCAGCCGUUUGCUGAUACCGGAGUCAGUCCCUCACGUUAUGACUACACUGCAAAGACUCUACGGAAGGCCAGAAGUUAUCAUCCUUUCACUUCUGAGGCGGAUGCGCGAAAUUCCUUCUCCCAGUGGCGAUGAUCUCAAAACCUUGAUCAAGUUUGGUAUGGGGGUGGAAAAUCUAGUUGAGCACAUGAUUCUGGCGGACCAACAGCAGCAUAUUAGUAACCCUAUGCUUCUACAAGAGAUGGUAGAUAGACUUCCACCGAACCUGAAGCUACAAUGGGCAUCCUACAAACGCAGCUACUAUACUGUCAACUUGGCCGCAUUCAACGACUUCAUGAAGGAGCUUGUAAUGAUGGCAAGUGAUGUAACUCUACACGUAGAUCUGGGAUUUCAGAGUUCGGGAAAGUUGGAGAAAAGUAGGCGGGAAAAACCUACGAAGGAGAAGCUGUUCGUGCAUCAACAAGCGUCGACAACAACGGGACCUGCAGAAAGCAGCACUGGUCAAAAGGAAGUCAUCAGCCCAGUUAGCAAGCCCUGUUUACACUGCGGAAAAUCGGACCAUCGUAUCGCUGAGUGCCCUGAGUUCAAGAAGCUGAAUAUAGACGAACGGUGGAAGGUAAUGCGGCAGAAAGGAUUGUGUCGGCUAUGCUUAGUCCCUCAUCGAUCAUGGCCAUGUCGCUCCAAGCAAGAGUGUGGAGUCGGAGACUGUCACAUGCGUCACCAUCCUCUGCUGCACUCGAGGAAACCAGAGUCAACUACACCAUCACCAUCAACAUCUACCAACAGAAACGUCGCGCACCAGCAUCAUCACUCCCUAACUUCAUCUGCGUUGCUGCGCUAUCUUCCUGUGACACUGUACGGAAACGGGAAGAGCGUGGACGUGUACGCGUUCCUCGACGACGGAUCUUCAUCAACCAUGUUGGAAGCGGAAGUGGCGAACGUGCUAGGAGUAAAAGGGCCCAGUGAACCGUUGUGUCUGUGCUGGACGGGUAGUGUGAAAAGAAUCGAGAAUGGAUCGCAACGUAUUCAGAUAACCAUCUCAGGACGGAGCGAGGAGAAGAGUUUCCCGUUGAGAGCAAGGACGGUAGAACAGUUGAAACUACCCAGUCAGACUGUCGAUUACGAGGAGCUCUGCGAAGUGCAUCCCCAUCUGAGGAAACUGCCACUGCGUGGAUACGCAGAUGUCGCACCUCAACUGAUAAUCGGAGUAGACAACGCUAAGCUGAUUAGUGCACUCAAGAGUCGAGAAAGUGGUACUGGAGAGUUGGUUGCAGCAAAAACUCGACUGGGUUGGUGCAUUUACGGACGACACGCUAUCCAAAGUAGUCUUGUGGAGUACGUGAAUGCUCACGUGGAGCAAUGCGAAAAAGAGACAGAACUUCACGACCUUUUCAGGCAGUUUCUGGCAGUAGACGAGGCAAACAUCAAGCACAGUCCUCAAUCGGAGGAAGACAAGCGUGCCUUGAAGAUUCUCCAGGAAACCACUCGAAGAGUUGACGGAAGAUUGGAGACCGGACUUCUAUGGCGAAACGAUGAUCCAUGCCUUCCAAAUAGCUACCCAAUGGCAGUGCGUAGAAUGGAAGCGCUCGAGAGGAAGUUGUCCAAGGAUUCCUACCUCGACGGGAAGGUAAGGGGACAGAUCGCAGAGUAUCUCGAAAAGGGGUACGCUCAUCGCAUAACUGCAGCUGAACUGGAGUCUACGGAACCGGGACGCGUCUGGUACCUGCCACUCGGGGUAGUAAGGAACCCUAAUAAGCCAGGAAAGGUACGACUGAUUUGGGAUGCUGCAGCCCGAGUGAACGGCGUUUCUUUCAACGAUCUAAUGCUAAAAGGGCCAGACAUGCUGACCGCUCUACCUGCUGUUCUACUGCGUUUCCGGCAGAAGCGCGUGGCAUUCAGUGGAGACAUAAAGGAAAUGUUCCACCAAUUCCUGAUCCGGAAAAGGGACAAACAGGCGCAGAGGUUCGUAUUCCGAGAGUGCCCUAGGCAGCCACCGCAGAUUUUCGUGAUGGAUGUUGCUACAUUUGGCGCAGCGUGCUCCCCGUGCAUCGCACAGUAUCUGAAAAACAGGAAUGCAGAGGAGUACGCGGCCCAAUUCCCUGGCGCAGCCAAAGCCAUAAUCGAAAACCACUACGUUGACGACUACCUGGACAGUGUGGAGACGGUAGAAGAAGCGGUAGAGCUGAUAGAGGAAGUGAAACAUGUGCAUUCUAAGGCUGGGAUGGAGAUUCGAGACUUUUCUUCGAACUCCUCAGAAGUGCUCGAGCGCAUAGGAGAAACCAGCAAAGUUCUGCAGAAGUCCCUCAACCUGGAUUCGGAUGUAGAGAGAGUGCUUGGUAUGGUAUGGAGACCAUCAGAAGACGUUUUCAGUUUCGAGGUCAGUCUGAAGGAGGAAGUUCGAAACAUUGUAAAGAGUCAGGAUGCACCUACCAAACGUCAAGUCCUACGGACGAUCAUGUCUUUGUUUGAUCCGUUAGGACUGGUGGCACACUUUUCGGUUCACGGAAAGAUACUCAUGCAGCGAAUCUGGAGGACUGGAUCGGGCUGGGACAAAACGAUUAGUGGUGAAAUACUGGAAAACUGGCGCCAGUGGAUCGGAUUACUGGUGAAUAUAAGUGAAGUCAAAGUCCCCAGAUGUUUCUUCUCGGCAACCGGAGCUACACCGAACGAUUCGCAGAUUCACGUCUUUGUCGAUGCAAGCGAGAACGCGUACGCCUGUGUUGCUUAUCUUCGGAGUAUGUGCAAUGGGAUGCCUCGAUGCACGCUGAUAGCCGCGAAGACUAAGGUAGCGCCGUUAAAACCCCUCUCAAUACCGAGGCUAGAAUUGCAGGCAGCCUUAAUCGGCUCCCGACUGCUGGACAACAUUUGUAAGGCGCUGACGAUACCAGUGGCUGCUCGAUACCUCUGGUCAGACUCGACGACCGUCCUUGCGUGGUUGAAAUCCGAGACACGACGAUAUCAUCAAUUCGUCGGCUUCCGGGUAGGAGAAAUUCUGAGCACGACUACCGUGGACGAGUGGCGAAAGGUACAAUCAAAAGUGAACGUAGCCGAUCAAGCAACGAAGUGGAGGGACGGACCCAGUUUCAGACCCGACGACUGGUGGUAUGUAGGACCGGCUUUCCUGAUGAAACCGGACGAGAACUGGCGAAAGGGCAUUUCGGAAGAUUUUUCGACGGCAGAGGAGUUGCGAACGGUAUUUCUACAUCAUCGCGUCACACCACCGCCGGUCAUAAAUUUUCAACGAUUCUCCAAGUGA
Ochlerotatus camptorhynchus is the source of this 4374-nucleotide messenger RNA. RefSeq lists its product as uncharacterized. Gene Ontology annotation, molecular function: zinc ion binding; nucleic acid binding. The record is from RefSeq and is a predicted model, not a curated record. The transcript has a single exon. The coding region runs from base 1 to 4374 and encodes 1457 amino acids. NCBI's taxonomy places the organism in Eukaryota, Metazoa, Arthropoda, Insecta, Diptera, Culicidae.